CCCUUCUCUACGCCACCGAGAAGCGACCUUCCGCAGCUAGAGUGGCCCAACCGCGAGCGCGGCCGCGAGCUCCGGAAGGCGCGGGACCCUCCAGGACCCGGUCCCAGGCUGCCUUUGACCCGAGGGCACUGUCCUCAACGCCUGGAAAAUGGUUUCCGCUAGUGGGACAUCAUUUUUUAAGGGUAUGUUGCUUGGGAGCAUUUCCUGGGUUUUGAUAACUAUGUUUGGCCAAAUUCACAUUCGACACAGAGGUCAAACUGAAGACCACGAGCACCAUCACCUUCGUCCAGCUAACAGGAACGACUUCUUAAACACUUCGAAAGUGAUACUCGUGGAACUCAGUAAAAGUAUUCGUGUUUUCUGUAUCAUCUUUGGAGAAUCCGAAGAUAAGAGUUACUGGGCUGUACUGAAAGAGACCUGGACCAAACACUGUGACAAAGCAGAGCUUUACAAUACUAAAAAUGAUAAUUUGUUCAAUAUAGAAAGCAAUGACAGGUGGGUACAGAUGAGGACCACUUACAAAUACGUCUUUGAAAAGUAUGGUGACAACUACAACUGGUUCUUUCUUGCACUUCCCACUACGUUUGCCGUCAUUGAAAAUUUAAAGUAUCUUUUGUUUACAAGGGAUGCAUCCCAACCCUUCUAUCUGGGUCACACUGUUAUAUCUGGAGACCUCGAAUACGUGACUGUGGAAGGAGGGAUUGUCUUAAGUAGAGAGUCGAUGAAAAGGCUUAACAGACUUCUCGAUAACUCUGAGACCUGUGCAGAUCAAAGUGUGAUUUGGAAGUUAUCUGAAGAUAAGCAGCUGGCAAUAUGCCUGAAAUAUGCAGGAGUUCAUGCGGAAAAUGCAGAGGAUUAUGAAGGAAGAGAUGUAUUUAAUACAAAACCAAUCGCACAGCUUAUUGAAGAGGCAUUGUCUAAUAACCCUCAGCAAGUAGUAGAAGGCUGCUGUUCAGAUCUGGCUGUUACUUUUAAUGGACUGACCCCCCAAAAGAUGGAAGUAAUGAUGUAUGGCCUGUACCGGCUCAGGGCAUUUGGACACUAUUUCAAUGACACACUCGUUUUCUUGCCUCCAGUUGGUUCAGAAAAUGACUGAGGGCUGGAGAAUAAUAGACCUGUGCUGUCCAAGAGCACUUGAAAUGUGGCUAGUCCAAAUUCUGAUACAGUGUUAAGUGCAAAAUACACACUUCAUUCAAUAAUUCAUAUAUUAUUAGAAAACAGUAUGAAGACAUAAAACAUCUCAUUAAUAAUAUUUUAUAUUGACAUCACACUGAACUAAUGUUUGGGUAUUUUGCAUUAAAUAAAAUAUACUAUUAAAAUUAAUUUCACCUGCUUUUUAAUUUUAUUAAUGUGUCUAUUAGAAUAUUUUAAGUUACACAUGUAGCUUACAUAUUUCUACUGGUUAAUAAAGGUGUAGAACAUUUGUUGUCACCAUGUAUGGCCACAUAUUUAACUGCCUGUCCACAUGGCAGCAU
Messenger RNA from Chlorocebus sabaeus (green monkey), 1475 nucleotides. RefSeq names its product C1GALT1 specific chaperone 1 like (gene C1GALT1C1L). NCBI's taxonomy places the organism in Eukaryota, Metazoa, Chordata, Mammalia, Primates, Cercopithecidae. Gene Ontology annotation, molecular function: N-acetylgalactosaminide beta-1,3-galactosyltransferase activity. The record is from RefSeq and is a predicted model, not a curated record.